AACGACCACGAUGUGGGGUUGGUAAAAUCUGCCAACCCAGUAAAAAUCCGUUUACAACCAAACAUGAAGCCGCCGAAUCGUGCACAAUACCCACUUAAACCAGAAGCUGAACAGGGCAUCAGUAAGACUAUUGAAGGCCUCAUGAAGGCAGGGGUGUUAAUAGAGACUAAUAGUGCAUGUAACACACCCAUUUUUCCAGUACAAAAAGCUGAUAAAUCAAAAUAUCGGCUGGUUCACGACCUGAGAGCUGUAAAUGAGGCCAUAGAGGAUUGGCCAGUUGAUGUACCAAACCCUCACACACUUCUGACUAAUGUGCCUCCAGAUUCUAAAUAUUUUUCGGUUAUUGACCUGUGCUCUGCAUUUUUCAGCAUUCCACUGCAUGAGGACGCGAGAGAUUUGUUUGCAUUCAAAUACAGAGGUAAGAAAUUGACAUACAGCAGGUUACCACAAGGCCUAAAGAUCAGCCCACAUGUUUUCAAUCAGGCUUUGAAACAAGAUCUCGAGGACAUACCACUCAACAGCACACUGAUCCAGUAUGUAGACGACAUUCUGAUCUGUGCACCGACACUUGAUGACUGUCACCGCGAUUCAAUAAAGGUAUUACAAAGACUAGCUGAGGGAGGUCAUAAAGUGUCAAAAACAAAAUUGCAGUAUUGUGAAACACAGGUGGAGUAUUUGGGGAGAUCUAUUUCACAAGGGACAGUAGCAAUAUCUAAAACACAAUUAGAAGGGGUGAGCAAAGCUCCACGGCCCAAAACAGUUCAACAAAUGAUGACCUUCCUGGGGUUGGUAGGAUAUAGUUCAGAUUGGAUUGAGAACUUUGCAGAGCUAACGGCCCCACUCAGACAGAUUGUAAAAGAAGCAGGCACACAGACAUUGAAAGCUCCACUAAAGUGGAGCGGCGAAGCUAUGGUAGCAUUUGAGACAAUCAAACAAGAAAUGCAACAGGCACCAGCCUUAGCAACACCAGACUAUGAAAAACCAUUUUUGCUAUAUGUAGCAAACAGACAGGACUCGUACGCCUCAGCAGUGUUGAUGCAGGAAACAUGUAGUGGCAGGCAAAAACAGCCCAUUGCAUAUUACAGCACAAAACUAGACAAUGUGGCACAGGGAUGGCCACCUUGCUACCAAGGAAUAGCAGCUGUACAUUAUGCUUAUGAAAAAGCUUCAACAAUAACCAUGGGUUAUCCAGUCACCAUUUUCACACAUCACAAAAUCUCAGAGCUGUUACAUCAAGGGAAGUUUGUAGUGACACAGGCAAGAUGCUUACAGUACACACCUCUACUAACUUACCCAGACAUAACAAUCAAAAGGUGUGUCACAGCUAAUCCAGCAAAUUUUGUCCCCUUGGGACACGAGGGAGAACAACACGAGUGUAUAGCAGAGACAAUGAAGUACACAAGGCUCAGACCAGACUUAGAAUCAACGGCUUUAGCAUAUGCACAAGAGACAUUGUAUGUUGAUGGAUCAUGUUACAGAGACUACACAGGAAACCAUGCAGGCUAUGCAGUAGUGAGACAGGAAGGAAACAUGUUUCUCACUGCCAAAGCAGAGAGCUGCGAGCAGCCCUGCUCUGCUCAAUUAGCUGAACUACGUGCACUAACAGAAGCGUGCAGAAUAGCUAAAGGAAAAAUAGCAAACAUUUACACUGACUCGGCUUAUGCACAUGGUGUGUGUCAUCUAUUUGGAGCUGUGUGGAAACAAAGAGGCUUCACAAAAUCAGAUGGUAGCCCGAUUCAACAUAACAAACAAAUAAGGGAAUUAAUGUCAGCAAUGAUGCUCCCGACUAAACUUGCAAUCAUAAAGUGUCAAGCUCAUCGGAAGGGAAAUGAUGAUGUGAUAAAAGGUAACAAUGCAGCAGACGAAGCUGCCAAAAUAGCUUCUAAAAGUGAGGUUGCAAUUUUGUCGCCGGUAAUAUCAUUAGAGCCAACAACAACACCAGAUGACAUUGUCCUAAUUCAGGCAGAAGCCAGUCCACGUGAACAAUCACUGUGGCGCAGUAGAGGAGCCACAGUGGACAACAAAGGUCUUUGGAGAUCACACGAGGGUCUCAUAGUAGCACCCGUGACGUUGCUAACAAUCCUAAUCUCCCAGGCCCACAAUGUUUGCCAUUGUGGGAGGGGGGAAGUCAUGAAAAAACUAAGACAGCAAGGCUACUGGUCACCGUAUCUACAGGCGAUGGUAGAUGAAAUACUGAACCAAUGUGAAAUUUGCGCUGAAAACAAUGUGCGUAAGGGUGUUAAAACACCAGUGGGACACAUUCCAGUCCCAGAGGGACCGUUCAAACACUUAGCCCUAGAUUAUGUCGACAUGAUCAAAACUGUACAGGGGAAACGAUACAUGCUUGUGAUAAUUGAUCGUUUCAGCCGUUGGGUGGAGGCGCAUCCGUCCAAGGACUUAGGGGCAGAAACGGUGGUCAAAUUUUUGAUACGAGAAGUCAUUCCAAGAUUUGGCAUUCCUUCUGAAAUAAGCUCAGAUAACGGUGCAGCGUUUGUACAAAAAGUAGCCAAGGGUAUUUUACAACAACUGCGAAUCAAACAAAGACUCUCUGCAGUGUACCACCCGGAAAGUAAUGGGAUGGUCGAACGUAUAAACGGAACGCUAAAAUCAAAAAUAAACAAGAUUUGUGCCAGUACAAAGCUUAAUUGGGUGGAUGCUUUACCACUUGCUUUGAUGCAAUAUCGCACACAAACCCAUAGAAGCACUCAUCUAACACCGCAUGAAAUGCUAACGGGUCGACCCAUGCCAACACCACAGAUGAGAGGUCCAUAUAAGGGGCCUAGUCUUGAACAGUUACAAACUGAGCUGCAAGACUACAUGAGACACCUAACGGCCAUCCACAGAUCGAUCUAUCUACAGGAAAAAGAAAGGGAGCCAGAUCCCAAACGAGACAUUGAGAGACCAGUGGAGCCGGGGGACAAAGUCUACAUCAAAAUCUUCAGACGAAAGUGGCAUCAACCACGUCGAGAGGGUCCAUAUACUGUCAUACGAGCCACACCAACGGCAGUCCAGGUGGAAGGAAGCACCACGUGGUACCACUUAAACCACUGCUGCAAAGUCCAGGACUCAAAAAAGGGCAGUACUGCACUAAUUGAUGAUAUCAAGAAAAAUGACUGUGAGAAUAAUGUUGACAGUGACAAGCAUUCUAUUGUGGAUGCUCUCAGGAAACCUGGGACAGCUGCAGGAGAUGCAGAGGAAGCUGAGCAGGGUCCGAGGAGAUCAAAACGGCUGGCAGCAGGCAGACAGAGUCCAGGCAGCAGUGAGCAACAUCCCACAGGAAACAGAUAAGUGCGAUGCAAAGACAUACACGACAGCUCACAGAGAGACAGGACCAAGACUAGCAUUGACUACACAUGACCAACGACAUGGAAAAAUAAUGACUAGACGAGACGUUCACAAAUACUGGGACUGGUAUACAACCUGGCACACGCCAGACGAGUUAGAGGGAAAAUCUGUAUAUUAUGAGGUGGCUGUGACGUCCAAAGAUCGUGAUAGAAGACAGCUGUGUGCGUUCAAAUUCAGUCAAACAGGAGAGAAAACUUGGGGAGUAGGACCCUGUGAAGUAAAGCUUAGCAUAGGAAGAGAUAUUGAGAUAACAAUGGAGACGGGUUACACCCCACGAUUUGAAUAUUAUGCUCAUAUCGCAGCAAAAAAUCCAGAGGCUAACAUAGAGGAAAGAGUAACAUUAAAACUUGAGCGCAGAGACUACACUGAUGUAAUAAUUCCAAAAGACAUACGGCUGUUAUCAGAGAUCAAUGGAGACCGAGUUAGAAUUCACAU
This is a messenger RNA of Centropristis striata (black sea bass), 3780 nucleotides long. RefSeq lists its product as uncharacterized. Lineage: Eukaryota; Metazoa; Chordata; Actinopteri; Perciformes; Serranidae. The transcript has a single exon. The record is from RefSeq and is a predicted model, not a curated record. Gene Ontology annotation, biological process: DNA integration. Gene Ontology annotation, molecular function: RNA-DNA hybrid ribonuclease activity; nucleic acid binding. Bases 64 to 3288 code for a protein of 1074 amino acids.